AGACAUGCCGACAUUCUCCGGUUAAACUCUGUUUUUCGGUUCUUUAAUCAAUUUGAUAUCUUUCUGUCGGUGAAUUUAUCUAAAAAUGACAAGCUAACAGGUUGUGGAUGACAGACGUGGGGUUUGUUCGUUGGUUUCGCAGAGUUAAACAAACAUGGUGUCAAGCAUAGAUAUACAACAUUUUGUUUUGUUUUAUUGUGUCAAGUUUCAACCGGUUUUGAGUGGCACGAGAGGUAACCUCAGAGUAACCGAUUCCGACUGAAGCUUUUUAACCUUUGUUUGGGGAUGGGCUCGGUGACUUCUGCUCUAACACGGACAAGAAACGCGUUGGUGAAAGUGGGUUCAGAGCCGGAGGACCCGGACAGAAGCCAGUCCGCUCCGCAGUCGGACCGGGCCAAGAAGAAGAGCACGCGGUUCAACGUCUCGAGCCAAACAGGACGGCAGAGUUCCCGCCAGGCGCUGUCCGAGGUGCUGAGCAGACAAGACUCCGUCGGAGCUAAACGCACUUUGAAGAAAAACACUUCUGACGGCCAUCAAAGCAUGGCGAAUGAAGAUGGGGAGAGCUCCACCAGACCACAGGCCAGUUUUGCACGCUCAAAGUCCCAGAGUGCUUUGUGGAACGCCAUCACGGCAGGGAUGGGGAUCAAAGGCAAAGAGCAAAAAGCCCCCCCGAAUGACACACGGAGUCCUGAAGAGAUUCUGGCUGAUGAUCUUCCUACAGCAGAUGAACCAGAUGUCACAGAGAAAACAGCCAUCAGAUUACGAUGUCUGGUGAAGCAACUGGAGAGAGGAGAGGCUUCCCUCAUUGACCUCAAGAAAAACCUUGAGUAUGCAGCGUUGGUGCUGGAAUCCGUUUACAUCGAGGAGACGAGGCGUUUGGUGGACACAGAGGAUGAGCUCAGUGACAUCCAGUCAGAGUCGGUGCCCUCAGAAGUGCGGGAUUGGCUGGCCUCCACCUUCACUCGCCAGAUGGGCCUGAUGCUGCGGCGCAAUGAAGAGAAACCCCGCUUCCGCAGUAUUGUCCACGCUGUCCAGGCUGGCAUAUUUGUUGAGAGGAUGUACCGGCGUACCUCUAAUAUGGUGGGACUCAGCUACCCCUCUUCUGUCAUAUCUGUGCUUAAGCAUGUUGACAAGUGGUCGUUUGACGUGUUCGCUCUGAAUGAGGCCAGCGGGGAUCACGCACUUAAAUUCAUAUUCUACGAGUUGCUCACAAGAUACGACCUCAUUAGCCGUUUCAAGAUCCCAAUCUCUGCGGUUGUGUCAUUCGUGGAGGCCCUAGAAGUGGGAUACAGUAAACAUAAAAACCCCUACCACAACCUGAUGCAUGCUGCUGAUGUCACGCAGACUGUACACUACUUGCUACUCAAGACUGGCAUGGUGCAUUGGUUGACUGAGCUUGAGAUCUUUGCCAUGAUCUUUGCGGCGGCGGUGCACGACUACGAGCACACAGGGACCACAAACAACUUCCACAUUCAGACAAGGUCAGACACCGCUAUCCUGUACAAUGACCGUGCAGUGUUGGAGAGUCACCAUGUCAGCGCAGCCUACCGCCUGCUGCAGGACGACGAUGAGAUGAACAUCCUCUACAACCUCUCCAAGGAUGACUGGAGAGAGCUGCGGGCUCUGGUGGUGGAGAUGGUGCUGGCCACAGAUAUGUCCUGCCACUUCCAGCAAGUUAAGACCAUGAAGAACUUCCUACAGCAACCUGAGGGCAUUGACAAGCCCAAAGCCCUGUCACUGCUGCUGCACACAGCAGACAUCAGCCACCCAGCCAAAAGUUGGGACCUCCACCAUCGCUGGACCACCUCCCUGCUGGAGGAGUUCUUCAGACAGGGGGACAAAGAAUCUGAGCUCGGCCUGCCGUUCUCUCCGCUCUGCGACCGAAAGUCCACAAUGGUGGCCCAGUCCCAGAUUGGGUUUAUCGACUUCAUUGUGGUGCCCACCUUUACUGUGCUGACGGACAUGAUGGAACGUAUCGUCAAACCGCUUAUCGACGAGGCAUCCCAUUCAGGUUUUGCCGGCUUUAGACGCUCAAGUCUGAACAGUAUUAGCGCAGAAGAGACCAAGAGGCACAGUUUGAAGAGCUCCGACAGUAGCUCGUCUGGACAAAGCUCUCUGCUGACGGUGGACCAGAAGAACUUCAAGGCCUUGUGGAACGAAGAGGUUUAUCAGAACAGAGAGAGGUGGAAAGCUCAGGCUGCUAAAGAGGCAGAGGAAAGAGCUAAAAGGGAAGUGGAGGAGCAAGCCCAGCAGGAAGAGGCUAGGGAGCCCCAGGAGGUCCACACAGAACCAGAACAGCCUGAACCAAAGGAGGACGAAUUGGAGGGAGAGGAGUCAGCAGAGGUCAGCGAACAAGAUGGUAACAUGGGGGAAACAGAGCCAGGAGCGCAGCCUGGGAGCGCCACACACAAGAAUCCUCCACUGCAGAACGGAGAGUUGUCUGAAGGGACUGAAUCUCCAGAGGAUGAAGAAAAGAACAAAAGUGACCAUGCAGAGGUGGCGAUGGAAUAAGCGAGCUGUAGAGAAUCGCGGCCAUACUGUUGCAUCUUUGGUGUGUUGCUGCCGACCUGAAACUGCUUUCACCUGUAAAGGGGGGACUCAAACUCACACCAGAGGGAAUGCCAUUUGUUCGACUGUGUCGCCCUCUACAGGACACCAAGAAACUGAUACUUUCACUUCCUUUUUUGUCUCUGUGAUCAACUGUUUUUACUUUUACCAUGUUUAUACUCCUAGGCUCUUACAUACAGAGCUUGCAACUCUACCCACGUGCAUUAUUCCUACCUACCUGCUUAUUGAUAGGGUUAGACCUGAUAGGGAAUGACCUUUGAACCUGACUUUGAGCCUUUGAAAAACUGACUUUUUUAAGUUAUCCAAUCUUUUACUUUGCUCUAAGUUGUGUGUUCAACUCAGCCACAGACAUGUAGCCAUUGUACAAGUCCCACAUCUCACUGCUGUGUUAUGCAUCCCGGACUAUCUCUUUAUUAGAUUUUGACAUCACAAGUAUCGCCUGGUAAAAUAAGGUUAUUUAGAGACAUUAGGUUUUGCGUCACAGUCAUUUAUUUUGGUACUUACUGAAUAAUACACAAGUGCGGAUUUGUGGAAAAUGCAGAAUAGAAGGACUUCUAUAGCUGCUACACAGUAUGUACAGCAUAUGAGUAUGUGUACAGUACACUUAGGUUGAAUUCACAGGUUUAUAGCACUACUAUUUUACUAGAAAAUACUUCUUAAACACUUCCAUUCUAUGUAGAAAACUGAACUUUUCCCUGUGCUUUAGGAGCUCCUGUUGGGAGUCUCCAAUGUUUGCUGAGGCAAGUUUUUCUUCCACCAGUUGUGGCUCAUUUUUUCUCUUUCACGUUUCCUCAGACAUUGUGCAAUUACAUGCCUUUGUGUUCCUUGUAGCCAGGUUUAUAUAUUAUUUUUGGUAUUUCUGUUUUUCUUUACUGUAUAUAUUGAAAUUUGUAUAUGUAUGGAUCUGAGGAAGAGUAUAAAAUACACAAUACAAUACACCACAACAGAUAUUUUUUUUGUGAUAUAAUGUAAGAUAUUGUAGUGAGAAAUGUCCAAAAAUUAGAAUGCAACUUUUGCAUUUCAAACAUAUCACACAUUCAAGUUUUUGUUAUAUAUACAAUCUUUUUCUUUACUUUUUUUGUAACAUUCAUAUUUGUUUUGCACUUGUUGUGUCCUAUAUGAAUCAUGCACUAGGUGUGUCUAAUAUCCUCACAUUGUAUGUCAUUUCUUCAUCAAAAGACUUCUUCUCAAUGCCUUCUUAUAUGUAUUUAAGCUGUAGCAAAAAGUCAACAUUGUUGCUGAAUUAGAAAAAAUCGUAUAUGUAUUUUUUUUGCAGUACAGUUAUGUUAGAGCAGCUUCGCCUACGAGGUUGUUGGUGUAAUGUUUUUAUCGAUGUGUUUACAGUGUGCUCGUACACCUAGUCAGUUGAAUCCAUCAUGCUUCUGUGAUGCAUCUGAAGCUAUUAGUCCAAACUGUAUCUGCUUCUUGGUUGUUUGCCAGGUUUUUAAGGCUUGUAAUGUUGUGUAUAGAAGAUGCAAAUAUUGCUUACUGUGCAUAUGUAAAAUAUUGUACCUCUGCAAUGCAGCUUUUAUAAUAUAUACGUAAUUAAUAUGUGUAAUUGGAAGAAAAGAAGCAUUUUGGCAGUA
Perca fluviatilis (European perch) is the source of this 4154-nucleotide messenger RNA. It is a transcript of the gene pde1cb, whose product is annotated as phosphodiesterase 1C, calmodulin-dependent b. Gene Ontology annotation, biological process: signal transduction. The transcript is spliced from 18 exons. Gene Ontology annotation, molecular function: 3',5'-cyclic-nucleotide phosphodiesterase activity. The record is from RefSeq and is a predicted model, not a curated record. Bases 286 to 2511 code for a protein of 741 amino acids. NCBI's taxonomy places the organism in Eukaryota, Metazoa, Chordata, Actinopteri, Perciformes, Percidae.